AUGAGUGAACAUAGAGGCCACCAACAACAUGAAGUUGAGGUAAGAAGUGAUGUGGUCGAUGUUAUCAGCAAUCUACCUGAUUGUAUACUUGAUCACAUUUUGUCGUUUAUGCCCACAAAAGAAGUUGUUAAGACGUCCAUAUUAUCUACAAGAUGGAAGAACCUCUGGGCUUCUGCACCCAACAUUGAUUUUGAUGAUGAAAGGUUAAGGGGUAAAGAGGUUGAUGCAUUGCGUCUGCUUGAUGUGACUUCCUUUGUGAACUUUGUAGAAAGAGUAUUACGAUUACGUGAUGCAUCCAAUAUGGAGAAGUUCCGUCUAUCAUGUCAUGUUUUCCGUGAUGCAUUUAAAAUACGUUCAUGGAUUUCUCAUGCAAUCAUGCAAAAUGUUCAGGAGCUUGAUCUGUUUCUCUUUGCAGAGGAUCCAUCUGUGAUUCCUCAGUCUAUGUUUAAUAGCACAUCAUUAGUUAGCCUGAAAAUAAGAAUGGAUUGUGUUAUUGAAUUCCCAUCCGACGUUUCUUUUCCAUGCCUGAAAACCUUGCACCUGUCCUUUGUUCGAUUCCCAAAUGAUGAUUUUACAGAAAAGCUUUUCUCAGGGUGUCGAGUUCUAGAAGAAUUGGUAUUAUUCAGGAUCUGUUUAAGGAACUUGAAGAACAUUGCAAUUUCUAAUUCCACCUUAAAGAGAUUGACCAUAUGUGAUCAGUCAUCCUUUGUGGUAGUCAAUGAUCCAACUAGUGGCUGUAAGAUCAAGAUUGAUGCAGCAAAUCUUACAUAUUUUGAAUAUAUCGGAUUUCUAUCAAACAAGAUUAUCUUGAAUAAUACAUCGUCUCUGGAAAAAUCAUUUAUUGAGUUUCUGAAUCCCCGUGGGAGGGGAAACGAACUCGAAGUCGCAGGUCGAGCUAUUGAUCUACUCAAACGACUAAAACAUGUCGUGUCUUUGAGGUUAUCUGAUUAUUACAUUAUUGAGACUCUUUCAUUUGUAGCAAGUGUCUGUUCUGUGGUGUUCCCAAAUUUGACCCAUUUAAUGAUGACUAUGGAAAUCGAGAAUGAUACUUUUACAGAAUUGAUGCGAUUGCUUUCCUUCUGUCCAGUUCUACAAUCUAUUUGUUUCUCUGAGGGAUUCAAGUGCUUCAUGCACCUUGGUGAGAACCAUUAUAUAUGGUAUUCGAAACCCAUAUGCAUAGAGAAUUGCCUCAAGACAGUGAGUUUGAAGAAUUUUCAUGGUUAUAAAUCAGAAAUAUGUUUCCUCAAAUGUGUUUUGAAGACUGCGUGUGCUUUGGAGAGGAUGGAUAUCCGUUGGUCUGAGACUUAUCUACGGGAUCUCAAGAGGAAAACAAAGGCCAGGAAGGAAUUGGAAAAGAUUGAAAGGAGCUCUACGGCUUUUGUCAUCAAGUUCUCAUGA
Molecule: messenger RNA, 1398 nt
Organism: Lactuca sativa (garden lettuce)
Lineage: Eukaryota; Viridiplantae; Streptophyta; Magnoliopsida; Asterales; Asteraceae
Product: F-box/LRR-repeat protein At3g59190
Molecular function (GO): protein binding
Source: RefSeq, a predicted model, not a curated record